This is a messenger RNA of Prunus armeniaca (apricot), 408 nucleotides long. NCBI's taxonomy places the organism in Eukaryota, Viridiplantae, Streptophyta, Magnoliopsida, Rosales, Rosaceae. The record is from the annotation of a GenBank genome assembly.
AUGAGUCACUCAGGAGGAGCAAUGAAGCUGAUGAUGGUGAUGAUGGCCAUGGCCCUGCUCACCACAAGCCAUGGCAUUGACAUCCACAUCAACACCAGCUUCAUCACCGGUGGCCACUCUGCCUCCCGGUGCAACGGCCUCACCGACACGGCGUGCCGGAUUGCACACUCGGAGUUGGACUUUGACUUGGAGUUCAUGUUGGACUCAGAAUUCAGCAUAAGGCUCCUCGCGGAUGGCGGUUCCCACCACACCACCUCUGCAGCAAAACAACGGGGGAAAGCUGCGUCCUGCAACCGAUUUGAUGGACAAAACGAUCCCUGCCACGAUGAGAAAAACAAAAGUCCAAAACGAGAGCAAUGCAACGAAGCCACCAAUAGGGCUUGCUCCAGACAUCCCCCCAACAAAUAA